AUGAGUCGAGCCCAUCGUCGUGGGCCGUGGGUGGCUGAGGAAGAUGCCACUCUUCUUGCGCUUGUGGCCUCGAGAGGCCCAAACAACUGGGUACAGAUCUCACAACACAUGCAUUUUCGAUCACCGAAACAGUGUCGAGAACGCUAUCAUCAAAAUUUGAAAUCGUCGCUUAACCAUGACCCCAUAUCAGCCGAGGAGGGCGAGUUGAUCGAGCAAAUGGUGUCCGACAUGGGCAAGAAAUGGGCAGAGAUUGCACGGCGGCUAGGUAAUCGCAGCGACAAUGCAGUAAAGAAUUGGUGGAAUGGAAGCCAGAACCGGAGGAAGAGGAAUGUGCCACAUAAUGGUCCAUCCUCCAAGACUCUUUCCAAUCGCACGCACCCACUUUCCCUGGUCAGAUCAUCGAAAUCUCCAGUCGAAUACGAUGUCAGGCAUCGAAAUUAUAGCAACCCAUCUCCUCGAUGUACUCCAACGUGGCAAGACAGAGGAGCAUCCAACCUCGAUCGACGCACUCUUCGCAGUCAACAGAAUCAGACAAUCGACAGGAUAUACAGCCGUGGGCAAUUCCACUCGGACCUUCACGACGCCCAGCAGUUUCAAAUCAACACUUACCGUACGCAACGCACGCCAGAGCGCCUUUCAGGUCCAGUACUAUGCAGAUAUGCUGAUGACCACAACGCACAGUCAUUACCGUCACUUCGUCUCAUCAACACGAGUCAACCUUCUCCGUCACGGGUGUCUCACGUCAUGGAACCACCUCAUUCUGCGACUUCCAUGGAGCGAGCGCCAUCUCUAGUAUCUGAUCAUAACUCCACUUAUUCAAUCUCUCCGAAGACUUGGUCUUCACCACGACCAGAUGUCUCUGCUCCAGCGGAGAGCAGUCGAUCGCGUUGGCACGAUUCGUCGCACAUGGACCGCAGAGGAAGUGCACCCACCAUCUCCAAUUUGGUCUCCAUGCCGUUCACAGGCGAUGAGGGAUACGUUUCAGCUAUACCUCCAUCGGCAUCUUCGGAACCAAAAUAUCUCCUUCCAACGCCUGUAAGCAGGACAGUAAGCUUCGACGGACAAUACAGCAGCAGCCAUCGGUACUCUGCCUCGAACCCAAAUAUCUGCCUCGCACCAAAGGUUGAACACCACAACCAUCUCCAGGACUCUUCCGGCACUCGGGAUACCCGUAUGAAAUUUUCCAGCCUCUUGAAUUGA
Messenger RNA from Endocarpon pusillum Z07020, 1200 nucleotides. RefSeq lists its product as uncharacterized. Gene Ontology annotation, biological process: positive regulation of transcription by RNA polymerase II; mitotic cell cycle. Lineage: Eukaryota; Fungi; Ascomycota; Eurotiomycetes; Verrucariales; Verrucariaceae. Bases 1 to 1200 code for a protein of 399 amino acids. Gene Ontology annotation, molecular function: DNA-binding transcription factor activity, RNA polymerase II-specific; RNA polymerase II cis-regulatory region sequence-specific DNA binding. Gene Ontology annotation, cellular component: nucleus. The record is from RefSeq and is a predicted model, not a curated record. The transcript has a single exon.